This is a messenger RNA of Striga asiatica, 327 nucleotides long. NCBI's taxonomy places the organism in Eukaryota, Viridiplantae, Streptophyta, Magnoliopsida, Lamiales, Orobanchaceae. The record is from the annotation of a GenBank genome assembly.
UAUUUUCCCACCUAUUUUUUCAUUAUGAUAGGCCUGAGAGCUGUUGAUUCCACAUUAGAUCAUGCUGAGGUUGAUGUUGUUUUUGUUCAAGAUACGAAAGUGAAAGAAGGUGCUUUUGUUGGCUACUAUCAUAGGAAUAUCAUUGAGAUUAGGGAUGAUUUACUCAAGCUAAACCCAACAUUUUUGGCCGGAGCUCUAAAAGCUGUUGAAGAACUCAACUGGAGGAGGAGAAAAUUUUUUGACAUGCUUGGUUUGAACAAAGGUUACAAGCAGAAAGAUGUGUCGCCUCUGGUAGAUCUAAUUGCUUUUAGGAAGGUUGUCUUUGCC